UCUAUGGUGUUCCGCGUCGCCUAGGAGACCAGCCGGGCAAGAUGGCGUCGGCGAUUCGGGCCGGGCCGCGGCUGAAGCGGGCGGUGGAAAGCGAGGAGCUGUCCGGGCUCCCCGCCGCGCUGCGGGAUGAGCUGCGGGAGGCUGUGGCUUCCAAGGGCUCCCUGGUUCCCUUCAGUUUGGUGAGGAGGCUACACAGCGGGCUGCGAGAGGCAGAGUCCCAGCUGUUCCUCCACGAGCUCCUGAGAGACAGUGACAUCGCCCUGCCCAAGGUGCCCGUGCAGCCGCGGAACCCCGAGCUGGUGGCCAGGCUGGAGCAGAUAAAGGCCAAGCUGGCCAACGAGGAGUACCGACGGAUGACCCGCAACGUAACUGGGCAGGAUAUGAACCAUGGGACAUUAGCUGAGUUUGGGAGGCAAGUUCGCUCUGUUAAAGCUGUAGUCAUCACCAUAUUCAACUACUUUGUCACCGUGGUGGCUGCGUUCGCCUGCACGUACCUGGGCAGCCAGUACGUCUUUGUGGAGACGGCGGCGCGUGUCCUGUCAGCCGUGAUUGUGGCCUCGGUGGUUGGCUUGGCUGAACUGUAUGUGAUGGUACGCACAAUUGAAGGAGACCUUGGGAAGCUAUAACCACACGCAUCCCCAUAAAUUGAGGCUUGUGCUGGAGGCCUUUGCCUGCUCCACAAGUCAUUUGUUUGGGGCAUCGUAUCUCUGGGCUGUCGUCUUGUGGAUGUUACCACCCCAGCACAGAGAAGGUUACAAGCUGUUGCUGUCUCAGUUGUUCUGUAAAGUUUCUGUCUUUUUAUUGUAGAAUUAAAUAAUAAUGUAUGUUUUCAA
Molecule: messenger RNA, 833 nt
Organism: Numida meleagris (helmeted guineafowl)
Lineage: Eukaryota; Metazoa; Chordata; Aves; Galliformes; Numididae
Gene: VMA12
Product: transmembrane protein 199
Exons: 6
Coding region: 42-626 (194 amino acids)
Biological process (GO): vacuolar proton-transporting V-type ATPase complex assembly
Cellular component (GO): endomembrane system
Source: RefSeq, a predicted model, not a curated record